Molecule: messenger RNA, 699 nt
Organism: Linum tenue
Lineage: Eukaryota; Viridiplantae; Streptophyta; Magnoliopsida; Malpighiales; Linaceae
Source: the annotation of a GenBank genome assembly
AUGGAAGAAAAUUUUGGUGAAUCAACUAUGAAAAGUAGAAAGAAAAACCAAGAUAAAAGUAAUAGGGAAGCAGAGCUUGAUUUCUUCCUAAAAAGAAGAGAAAUCAAUCUAGAUAUUCUCAUGAUUCAAAGGGGUUUAACUCUUACAGAAUUGAUGAAAAAGGGAAUUUUGAUUAUCGAACCCGAGCGUCUGCCGGUAAAAAAGAAUGGAAAAUUGAUUAUGUAUCACAUGAUAAAUAUUUUAUUAGUUCAUAAGAACAAACAAAAAAUGAAUCAAAGAUACAAAGAAAAAAAUUAUGUUAAUAAAGAGAAAUUUCCCGAAUCUAUUGAACGGGAUCAAAGUAGAAUUGGAAAUAUAGAAAAAAAAGAUUAUGAUUUACUUGUUCCUGAAAAUAUUUUAUCCCCUAAACGUCGGCGGGAAUUGAGAAUUCUAAUUUCUUUGAAUUCAAAAUCAAAAAAAAAUAAUGCUAUUCAUAAAAAUAUAGGAAUUUUAAACAAUAAGAACCUAAAACAUGAUUGUCACAUUUUGAAACCUUUUGAUAGAAAAAAAGGGGGGGGAACUAAUUUAAAGUUUUUUCUUUGGCCUAAUUAUCGAUUGGAAGAUUUAGCUUGUAUGAAUCGUUAUUGGUUUGAUGCCAAUAAUGGCAGUCGAUUCAGUAUGGUAAGGAUACGGAUAUAUCCACGAUUGAAAAGUCGAUAA